This is a messenger RNA of Colletotrichum orchidophilum, 1521 nucleotides long. Its product is annotated as cytochrome P450. The record is from RefSeq and is a predicted model, not a curated record. The transcript has 4 exons. Bases 1 to 1521 code for a protein of 506 amino acids. NCBI's taxonomy places the organism in Eukaryota, Fungi, Ascomycota, Sordariomycetes, Glomerellales, Glomerellaceae. Gene Ontology annotation, molecular function: heme binding; monooxygenase activity; oxidoreductase activity, acting on paired donors, with incorporation or reduction of molecular oxygen.
AUGACAGAGUGGCUAAGAACAUAUAUAAAAGCUGUAUUACCGAGCAUUGGACAGUUGUGUUCCAAGCGACAAGUACCAGCAUCGCAAACAACUCAUCCGGAAAUCCACUUCACAAUGGCUUGGUCUACCGCACUUACAAUGUCUAGCGCCUUUGACGACCUUCUCAAGAAGGUGUUCUGCUUGAUAUUCUUUUAUCUCGUGGUCAAGUACACGUACCGGAUGUUCUUGUCUCCCCUUGCCAGUUUCCCCGGGCCGAGGGUUGCUGGUAUCACCAAACUCUACGAAGCUUAUCACGUCCUGCUAAAGAAUGACUGGCUCGAGAACCUCGUCUCACUCCACGAUCAAUAUGGUCCUGUCGUCAGAAUUGGGCCCAACGAACUCCACUUUGUCGACAACAAAUUCAACCUCGAUCAUCACCGACGCCCUGACCUCUUGAAGUGCAAUAAUUACUACGGUCUUCUUGACAAGCUCCUCGGUGGAUUGGCCAGCCCUACAAAACAUGCGCAGAGGGCGGCAGUCAUGCGGCCAAUCUUCUCUGGUCAGACGUUGGCUGAGUACUCCAAGACCUUGGAUAAACAUCUCGAGUCUCUUCAUUCGCGCCUCGCAGAUGCUAUUUCGAACAAGGGAUCCGUCAACCUGACACACUACUUAUGGGCUUACACCAACGACGUCAUGAUCUCGUACCUUACCGAAGAAAACUACGGAUUUCUCAAGGUCUACGACUUGCAAGCCACUCACGAUGCGACACGAGCCUUUAGUGCCAUUGACCUCGCCACGGUGCUGAGAUGCAUGCCACCAAUCAAGAUCGUGUUCGACUACGUUCCAGCUCUUCGGGCUUUGUCGCCUCUAGGAUGGCUUGACAACUUGAUGAGCUCUCACGUCAGACCCAUGGUUAAGUCUUGGGACGAUGAGAAUAGUCACCAGAGUGUCUUGGCACGGGUAUUCAACGAGAUUGGAAACGAGACUCAUACCGUGCAUGAAUCAUCUCAGGCGAUUUUCAUUGGUAAUGAGUCUCUUCUUAGCAACCUGACGUUUGUACUACACCGCCUCAUCCAAAACCCGGAAUGCAUCAAGAAGAUUCGAGCCGAACUAGAUACUCUGGAUAUUGGUACCUAUGGGCACCGAAUUUGGAGGGACCCGAAAACCACUCAAUUGCGAUAUCUGGUAAUUGGCCCCUCGAUGUUGAUCCACACCAGACAGAACUUGGCACUGACCCUUUUCCAGGAUGCUGUAUGCCGAGAAUCAUCCCGUUUGAGCUCACCCAGCUGGCAUCGACAACCACGACAGAGCGAUACUCCGAUAGAAUACCAAGGAGCAAUCAUACCUCCGAUGACGAGCGUGAGCUUUACCCUAUACCUGCUCGAGCGCGACGCUACCCUGUUCCCGGACCCGAAUACGUUCAAGCCCGAAAGGUGGCUGAAUUCCAACCAAGACUCGAAGACAACCAAGAGUCACUCCGUGUCGUUUGGUACUGGCACACGAACAUGUUUAGGGCAACAGUGGGUUUUCCUUACCAUCUAG